CACGUUUCGAUUAUUGCAAAACCUGCAAAACACUUUUAGUAGCUCGUUUAGCAGAAUUUCCAACGGAAUUUAAAAGAAAAAGUUUAUAAUUAUACAAACGAUGAAUCUCUCGACAACCGACGAAGUUCCGUGCAACGGACCCUGCCGAAAGCGAUUCCGGGCCCUCAACAUGGACCAGGCAACGGCCAGCGUUCUGCUCUCGUCCGGUCGAACACCCGGACUGCAGUGGCUCUGUGCAGCGUGUCAUCAAGCACAAACAUUCAACCCGCAGUACAUCUCCGCUAUCCGUUACGGGACCGAUCUUCCGCCGGAACUUUGGAUCAUGAUCUUCCGGUACUUGGGCAAGCGUUCAUUGCUGCAGGUGCGGUUGACCUGCCACCGUUGGAAGGAGAUCGUCGUUCAAAACCAGUCCUUGGCGAAGAAGUUCUGCGUUGUUUUCGAUGGCCAAUGCACCAUGGACGAACAAUUUCGGCCGGGAAAUCUGUUUCCGGCAUCACGUGCCGAGUUUCGCACGACAUGGAUCAUCUCUGUUGAUGGCUGGUGGCCUUCGUUUGGCGCUGGGUUGACGGAACUGUGUAUUAGUAGCUGUAGGAUAACACUACCGGUUCUUUUGGGAAUGCUGAAAAAGACUCCCAACCUUACUUGCCUGUCUCUGGGCCACGUCGAAUCUACUUCAGCCGAAGAGAUCAAUGUGGACUUUCGGCUGGAGAAGUUGGAAUGUCUUUCCUGUGCGAUGAUUUCCGAUGUCUAUGGAAAUAUUUUCACUCGAUUGAGAGAGCUGAAUUUGGAAAUCGAACUGGAGAAUGGCGAAGAUGAGAAGGUGUGUCGUGUUUUGCGAUCGGUACAAGGAACGUUGCAGCAGCUAGACUGUCAGUUGACGCCGUUUAUGGUGGAACAAAUGGCCAGCAUGGACCGACUUCAGCUGAAAAAGGUGGCAGUUCGUCAAGCAGUUGGCGAUUUGGUAGUCGAGCUUAGCCAAAUUCAGGGCUCGAUUGAGCAUCUCGUCGUUAUUGCUACAGUCGAGGAUCUCUGCAAAAUCGGACGAAAUUUGACCAAGCUGAAAGAAAUCAGCUCCAUCAUGGUAGAUUGCGGGACUCCUUCGUUUCUGGCCGAAAUGCGUCAACUGAAGGUUCUCGAUCUAGAGGGAUUCGAAGAGGAUCGUUGGAAUUUUGAACAGUUCGGCAGUGCAACUCUAACCAGCUUGAAGCUCAACAAAUUUAGCAUCUCCGGCUUGCAACGCUUCUUGACAAAUUGUCCCAAUCUUCAAGAGCUACAUAUUUUCGAAUGCGUCCUAGACAGCUGGUCAGAUAUAUUUGCUGCACGGUUUGAAACGUUGCGUCGUUUGCAUCUGGGCAGCAGCAGUGUUCUGCAAAACGUUAUGAACGUUCCUGCGAAGCUGAAAUGUUUGAAGAAACUAAGAAUUUCAUCGUGCGACAUUUGCGCAGAGAUGCUCGUCGAGUUGCUACAGCAGUGUCCUCGACUAGAGAAACUGAAGCUCUUCGGUAUGAGCUCAAUCGACGACAAAUUUGUGGGCAUUUUGGGCCAAUUUCCACAGCUGAGAAAGCUACAAAUUUUCUACUGUGCUAUAACGGACAAGUCAUUGCAAUUGAUUGCAGAAAACUAUUCUCAUUUGAAUGUAGACAUCAAAUCUAGAAAGAUCUCUGACGCAGCCAUAAAACUGUUCAGGUAUGCUACACGUUCUGUGUAAAAGUGUGCAAAUAAUGUAUCAUUUGGUAUGAAUAAACUACUAACUU
Molecule: messenger RNA, 1754 nt
Organism: Culex pipiens pallens (northern house mosquito)
Lineage: Eukaryota; Metazoa; Arthropoda; Insecta; Diptera; Culicidae
Exons: 3
Coding region: 101-1708 (535 amino acids)
Molecular function (GO): protein binding
Source: RefSeq, a predicted model, not a curated record